AUGUUUGCCAACGCUGUGGGUGCCCGCGUGUGCUCCAUGGCGGUGAACUUCCGCGGCCGUUUGCCCGGCCUCACGGAGGCGGAGGCUGGCAACUACGAGGGCCUGAUGUGCCUGGGCCCCGAAGCUUUCGCCGCGCCGGGCGGCGUGCGCGCCCGGCUGCGGAGCCUGGCAACGCCUGCAGCUCCAAGCGAGGCCCUGCCCGGGUUUUGGGAGUGCCUCGGAGCGCGCCUGGCGGUCAUCACCAGCUGGGCCUUUGAGGGGGACCCCUCCCUGGAAGGAUGCCAGAUGCUGUUGCACCUCCCGCACUUCGACUUGGGUGAGGUGAACUCGGACAUGGCGGUCGUGUUCCGGCCGGGCGCCGGGCGCCUGGCGGUGCUGACCUUCUCCAAGGAGCUGGACAUGGAUCGCGCGCUCGGCUCGAGCGUGGGAACGCCGCUGUGCCGCGAGGUCUUCCGAGAGGCGGAGGGCGCAAAAAAGGCGCAAGGCGCGGGCGGGCGUUGCGAGGCGCUGCUCAUGUUGGAGCAGGGCCUCACCUUUGAGGAAGCCUGGAGUUUCUGCGAGAGAAAGCGGCCCAUCGUGUACCCCAACGUGGGUUUCCAGCAGCAGCUGAAGCACCUGGAGAAGAUCAUGGGGAAGGUGGUCGACUUCAAGGCACCCUGGCCGCAGCAGAUCAAACAGCUGCGCGAGGCCUUGCCCAAGGGUGAUUUGGAGGGCCCCAAGUCUCCGCUGCCCAUCCGGGAAGCCAUCGGCUCGGUCAUGGACGAUGCCUUGGUCGAGCUGGAGAAGCUGGUGGAGAAGGUGCUGGACCAGCCGCAGCUGCUCCAGCAGCGGGAGCUGUGGAAACGCCAGGGGCUCUUCUUUGAGAACCUUCACAAGUACAAGGCGAUCCCGGGGGACCUGGCGCUGCUGGGCCGUGCCAAGACGGCGGCGGAGCAGCUGAGGUCGCUGCAGCGUGUCUACAGUCAGUCCUUGAAGGGGGUCCAGCUGGCGAAUGCUGUCGCGCAGGAGCUGGAGGACUGGUCCCGCGUGGCCGCCCCUGAGCUGCAGCGCCUGGAGGACGCGCCGGCCAGAGCGGAGGCGCCGCCGAAGGAGCUGAGCAAGAAGCAGAAGAAACAGCUGAAGAAGGACAAGAAGCGCGAGAAGAAGGCGAUGAAGGCUGAGAAGAAAGCAGCCAAGACCCUCGCGAAGAUCGAGGAGGCCGCCAAGCAGGCCGAGAUGGUGACCAGCCGCGCGAAGGAGGAGGAAGCCGAGGCGUCGCAGCGCAUCGCGGAGGUGGAGGCGGAGCUGGAGGCUGCAGAGGCAGAGGCCGCUGCCGCUGCGGAGGAGUCCUCUGAGGACCCGGAGACGGUUGCCCGGACGGAGCGCUUGCGCGCGCAGCUGAGCGAGGCCUACGAGCAAUCCGCCCAGGUAGCUCUGAGGUCCGCAGAGCAGGCUGAGGCGGCGGUGUCCGCGGUGCGGAAGCGGAAGAGGUCCUCCUCCUCUGACAGCUCGGAUUCCUGA
This is a messenger RNA of Effrenium voratum, 1500 nucleotides long. NCBI's taxonomy places the organism in Eukaryota, Dinophyceae, Suessiales, Symbiodiniaceae. The record is from the annotation of a GenBank genome assembly.